Messenger RNA from Magallana angulata, 2636 nucleotides. RefSeq lists its product as uncharacterized. The record is from RefSeq and is a predicted model, not a curated record. The coding region runs from base 273 to 1907 and encodes 544 amino acids. The transcript is spliced from 11 exons. NCBI's taxonomy places the organism in Eukaryota, Metazoa, Mollusca, Bivalvia, Ostreida, Ostreidae.
CAGAGUCAAUAUUGAGAACGAUGUGAAAAUAUAAAUUCCGGUAUUAUUUGAUUCCUUCUGUAGGUGAAUAAUUUUCAUAGUAUAGUUCAAAAACGUUUUCUAAUUGUGAUAGUGUAUAUCAAUCAUACUGUAACACAUUAAAGCAGAGAGAGAUUCGAGAGGUGUUUCAAUGGUCAGACGUGGUUUGCAGCUGCGCAUUUAAGAGAUUGUGAUCAGGAAAUUGACGUAUAAAACUGAAGUCCUAGUAAGGAUAAGCAAUAAUGUAGUUGAAUAUGGCAUCUUGUAUCCAUAUUUUACUGAUGUUUGCCACGCUUCUCACACAGACGUCAAGUGGGGAUCAAGAAAAAUGCAGUCAAGCCAUCCACGAUCUUAUAAAAGUCGUGGCAUCGUGUCCAACAUCCAAACAGGAGUGGGAUAUUGCUGCAAGCAAGAAAAACUGCGAACAAUUAGCGGCAUUGUGUAAUACAAGUAAAAAACCAUAUCUCUACCACUGCGUCAUAAACGGAUUCAGAAAUCAAACGUUAGAAGUUUGUGCACAAGGGAGAAUUAUAUUUGGACAUUGCACAGAAUACAAUGUUGCCGGAGAAAUUAUCCAACGUCAUGAUACGGCCAAAUGCAACAGUACAUUCCCAAAAUGUGAUUGGUCCUACUAUUCCACGGAGGCCUACAAAUUCCCUGACUGUUAUGAACUUGUUUAUAUGAAACACGAUUCAAAGACAACGACUGUUCCAACAGAAGAAAGAACAACAACAAGCAAACCGGACGAAACCGAAACAAACAAUCCUUUACUUUAUGUGGUGAUUGUUGCAGUGCUUGUUAUUUGCGCCCUUGUAUUAAGCAUAGUGAUACUUUGUAAAAGACAAAGAAGAAGCGCUCCGAACGGUGAAGAAGAACGCAUUGGCCUGAUUAAAAAAAAGCAAGAUUCAUCAAUCAAGUAUUUUUACAUCAAAGCCAAACAUUUCCAACGCUUUUUUUAUGUUAACAAUUUGGCGAAAGACUGCGAACUUCGUUUGGAAAAGAUACUAAAGGACAAGAAUAGAAGAAAAUGCAUGUCUGAUAAAGACGUCAUGAUCAAAGUUGUUGGAAAUCUUACCAAUGACAACCUAGACUUGUUAUCAAAAGUAAAAGCAAAGAAAAAUAUGCAUGGGGAAAAGCUUGAAAUCAGUUGGGGAGCAGCCCCACUUCUUUGCUUCCAAAAUGAUCUUCAGACAGAAUCAGCCUUAGAGAUUUUGCGUGGAGAAAAUGCAUGCCACAAAAUCCUAAUCCAAUCCGAUGUCCCUUUUGACAAAACACGAGGAGCAGAUUGUUCAAUUGACAUCGUUGGCCAGAACAAACGACAAAUAAAAGAGAUCAUCAAAUCAUGUUUGGAGGAACAACUAGAUCAAGUACUACAAGAUUGGUUGGGAAAACUCAAACAUGAAGAUUUAAACAAACAAACAUCCGAAAUAAUUCACGAAAUAGAGGCCAUCCGUAAAAAUUUGAUACUUGACACAAGCAACAACACAGCCGCUCCUGAUGUACCUUGUUUUGACAACAAACCCAUUGUUCCAGUUAAUGUUAAGGAUUAUCUACUUGGACGGAGUGACGUAAAUAGUUUUGGAAUAUGGGGAUGUUCAACAUUCAAGAUCUUUGUCAAUAAGAGAAUUGACAAGAGAAUAUUAGAGAGCAACCUGAUCGAUUUGGAUCAAAACUUUUUUGAAAAAUAUCAUCCAAAAAUAGAAUUAAAAUAUAUGGUAGAAAAGCAGACCAUGCGGCACUAUGAUUCUACAUCGCUAAAGUACAAUUUGGGAGAAACACUUAAAAAAUUAUCUACAAAACCAUACGACGAGGCAAAAGAAAAGAUUUACCGACGACUAUCGCAAAUCCAGAUCUAUUGGUUAUUGUCUGUAUAUAGCAAAAUGUUUUAAUUCAUUCAAUAUAAAAAAGUUCGUUGUAGAGAUAUCAGAGGAAACCUGUAAUAGAUAUUGCCGACAGAAAACCAUUAUGUUUCUCUCUAUCAGAGGGCUAGUAAAUGAUGACAUAGGAGACAAAUCUCAUAAUAAGGAUAGCAUUUUCAGUUCAGGAUCGCAUGUAAUUGUUUUUAUUGAAGAGUUUGCAUCAAUGUUUUUAUUCCUAUUUGUAUACUGCUUUAAUUUUUUACCAUAUAAAUUUUAUCCACAGUCAAGUUCUGAAUAUCCUUUUUAGAAAACGAUUCUUUUGACUUGGUCUUUUCUACACUCGCAUGAAACCACCACAAAUAGAAAAUCAGCCAAGAACAAUUUGUGCGAUUUGUAUAUGUAUCAGCGCACUUAGAAUACAUGUACUUAAUUUGACAUUUUUUGGCUUCUUUUCCAUUGUUCCUUUAUUUAAUUUGUAUCUUGUUUUUAAAACAUUUCUUCUUUUUGUUUGAUUGGUGCUUGUUGAAUAAAUCUUGUGUGCGUUUUUAAGAGUAUAUUAUCUUUUCUCGAUAAGUAACUUUUCAAUUAAAAUUUUUUUGCAAUAUAUUCAAAUAUUAAAAUUCGUAAUUACGAUCUUGAUUAUUAUUUCUUUAUCAUUUCAUUCUUCAUUACUCUUAUUGGGUUGCUCAUUUAAAACAUUCUGAUAUAAUAAAAGACCCUCCACAACUUCGAAAAACAUUCUUGGACAUUGAAGCACUU